CUUCUACUUCUACUUCUGCUCCUCUACACUGUCCCCAUUUUCCCUUUCCCUUCACUUCUGCUUCUCUCUGCAUUUUGUUCUUUGGCUGUUGCCUCUCUCAGCUCAUUGCUUCACAUGUUAAUCUUUUCACUACUUUUCUGAUCUCUGGUUCCAAUAUUUUUCCCUCAGAUCAACUAAAAUCUAAUCUUUAGCUUCCUGCUUCUAUAACUAUUCAACUUUUGUUACAAAGAAAAUUAAAAAACAGUCUGAUUAGUGGGGUUUAUUUUUGUUAGUUUAAUUUGAUCAGAUUUUAAGGCAUGGGUUUCUGGUUAAAGAUGCAAAUGGUGGCUGUUUCUUGAAAAGUCAGCUUCAUUUGAUUGAGUUUUCAGGAUAUAUAUUCUAGUGAGGAUAACGUUUUCCAACUGGGAUUUUCCUCUCUCAAGAGGUUUUUUCAUAUCCUUCCCAAUAUAUUUGGUCCUGUAAAAAUUGAAUCAAAGUUUUCAAAUUUGGAGAAUGGGUAGAGGAAGAGGGAAGGGGAAGAAGCAAUCUGUUUGCGAGGAUAUUGGAAGUGGCGAAGAAGAAAAGAUACCUGUGAGGAGAAGGGGUAGACCACAGAAGCCAUUGAAGGAUGAAAUAGAGGAGGAAGAAGAAGCCGAGAAGGUAGUAGUGGAGGAUGAAGACGACAGCGAGAAUAUAAAGAGUGAAGCUGCUGAGAAUGGAAAAAAGAGGAAGAGAUCUCCACAAGUCAAGGAAAAUGCUGAUUCAGUGAAAGAGGAAAAUGGUGUUGGUACCAAAGCUAACUCGAAUGAUUUGAUAAAAUCAGUCGGAUUCAGACAAAACGGGAGCAGAAGGAAAAACAAGCCUAGACGUGCUGCUGAAGUUGGUGUUGAGUGCAGAUGAACAAUGGCUCGUCACUUUGAAUAACUGAUUCAGUGAUGAUAUGCUAGUUGGCCCUCAUUAUAGUUUCUUUGUUUUUGAUUAUUGCAAUUUCAUCUGAGGAAUUCAAUUUUGAGAAGAUUUCUGCAGCAAAUUUUCGUCUUAUUGAAUGUCUUGCUGCUAGAUCUCUCAGCUAGUUCUCUCAUUUUGCACGUGUUAGUAAAACCAGAAGCUUAUUUUAUAUGUGAUGCCCUUGUUUGAAAUGGUAGUUAUUAUGUUUUUUCAUGAGUAUGUAUUAUACUAUUAAUUGACGUGUGAAAACUAGAGAAGCAUGAAUUAGCCUCUUGGUCGGUAA
This is a messenger RNA of Nicotiana tabacum (common tobacco), 1210 nucleotides long. RefSeq lists its product as uncharacterized. The record is from RefSeq and is a predicted model, not a curated record. NCBI's taxonomy places the organism in Eukaryota, Viridiplantae, Streptophyta, Magnoliopsida, Solanales, Solanaceae.